This is a messenger RNA of Cornus florida, 6102 nucleotides long. Its product is annotated as disease resistance protein RPV1-like. Lineage: Eukaryota; Viridiplantae; Streptophyta; Magnoliopsida; Cornales; Cornaceae. The record is from RefSeq and is a predicted model, not a curated record. Gene Ontology annotation, biological process: defense response; signal transduction. The transcript is spliced from 4 exons. The coding region runs from base 1221 to 6101 and encodes 1626 amino acids. Gene Ontology annotation, molecular function: protein binding; ADP binding.
CAGGAACUUAUGUCCUGUUUGGUAUUUGUUCAACCAUGUUCCCGUGUUGUUCCAAUAGUACUACAGUAGCACUAUUUCAGUCCAAAAUAUGUCAGUAACGGAACACUUUCAAAACAAAUUCACUACCCAAUGCUGGAACAAGAUUUUGGUGUUCCAUUUUGCACCAGCCCUAUCUUAACUGUAGCUAAGCCCUAAUCUCGUUUAUCAUCCAUCCCAAAUCAUUUCAGUCUCCCAAGCGCCUAAUCUCUAUUUCGCUCUCUCUCUCUCUCUGCAACUGCCUCCAUGUAUGGGUUUUGUUUUAAUUAUUUUUAGGGCAAAUCAUUUCAGCCUCCCACCUCCAUCUCUAUUCUCGCUCUCUCUCUGCAACUGCCUCCAUGUUUGGGUUUUGUUUUAAUUUUUUUUAGGGCAAAUCAUUUCAGCCUUCCACCUCCAUCUCUAUUCCCGCUAUCUCUCUCUGCAACUGCCUCCAUGUAUGGGUUUUGUUUUAAUUAUUUUUAGGGCAAAUCAUUUUAGCCUCCCACCUCCAUCUCUAUUCUCGCUCUCUCUCUGCAACUGCUUCCAUGUAUGGGUUUUGUUUUAAUUUUUUUUACGGCAAAUCAUUUCAGCCUUCCACCUCCAUCUCUAUUCUCGCUCUCUCUCUCUGCAACUUCCUACAUGUAUGUGUUUUGUUUCAAUUAUUUUUAGGGCAAAUCAUUUCAGCCUCCCACCUCCAUCUCUGUUCUCGCUCUCUCUCUGCAACUGCCUCCAUGUAUGGGUUUUGUUUUAAUUAUUUUUAGGGCAAAUCAUUUCAGCCUCCCACCUCCAUCUCUAUUCUCGCUCUCUCUCUCUGCAACUGCCUCCAUGUAUGGGUUUUGUGUUUAAUUUUUUUUUUAGGGCAAAUCAUUUCAGCCUCCCAAUUGCCCUAGUCUCUCUCUCCUCUCUCUGCAACUGCAAUUCUGUGUGUAUGGGUUUUGUUUUAAUUUUUUUCCUAAAUCAACUAAUCAAGCUCUGUAAUUCUUGUUUUGCAAACUAAUUAAGCUCUGUAAUUAAUUUAUUUUAAUCAUAAAUAAUAAUAAUAAUAAUAAAUUCUAUUCCAAAAUUCUCACUCCAAAUUUUCAUCCCAAACCUGUUUUGAUCUCAUUUCAGAACACUACACCACACAAAACUUCCCAAACGGGCCCUUAUCAUUACGUUCUCAUCAUUUUCAUUUCUAUCCCACUGAAACUCAAAACACAUUUGAAAUGCAUACAAAGAACCCUUUAUGGCUACCUGGUCUCAUCACACACAUGAAGAACAAGAAAAAGCUAGCUAAGAGGAAGAGAGAAAGUGGGGUCAUGAAGGUUGUGUUCAAGAAUAAGAAGAAGAAGGAGACCAGGGACACUUCUUCAUUACCACCUUCCAACACUUCUUCAUCGUCCACUUCUCCACCUGCUGCAGCAGGAUGCGACUAUGAAGUGUUCUUGAGUUUUAGAGGCCCAGACACUCGUAAAACCUUCACUGACUACCUCUACAACGACCUUGUGGCUGCAGGAAUUCACACGUAUAGAGACGACAAUGAGCUUCGCAUUGGAGAGAAGAUAAGCGAUGAGCUUCUCGAGGCUAUACAGCACUCAAAGAUAUCCAUACCAGUCUUUUCCAAACACUAUGCUUCAAGUAAGUGGUGCCUGCUUGAGGUCACCAAGAUGGUUGAGUGUAGGAGGACUCGGGGGCAAAUCAUAUUACCCAUUUUCUACGACGUUGAACCAUCCGAUGUGCGAAAGCAGACGGGGACUUACGAAAAGGCCUUCCGGCAGCACAAGAAGCAUUUUGAUAGUGCUAUUGUGGAGGAGUGGAAGAAGGCAUUGAGGGAGGUUGGAGAAUUGAAGGGUUGGGAAGUUGCUGAUAGUUAUCAAGGACAACUGGUAAAGGAGGUUGUUUCAGAGGUAUGGGAAGAGUUGAAAAGGAACACAUUGGUUGUAAAUGAAUGCUUAGUCGGAAUUGAAGAUCAUGUAGAAGAAAUGAUGAAAUUGUUGAGUGUUAAUUCCAAUGAUGUAAGGAUUGUGGGAAUCCAUGGCAUGGGAGGAAUUGGCAAGACCACUAUAGCCAAGGUCAUCUACAACCAACUCUCCCAACGUUUCAAAUCAUGUUGCUUCCUUGCAGAUGUUAGAGAAACAGCACAACAACAGAAUGGUUUUGUUCAUUUGCAAAACCAACUUAUAUCUAGCAUCUUAAAACAGAGAUGCUCUGACUUAAUUAGGUCUAUGGACGAAGGAAUUAAUGCAAUCAAAGACAGAUUUUCUGGGAGGAAAGUUCUUGUCGUCGUUGAUGAUGCCGAUCACAGAGAUCAGCUUCAAGCACUUGCACUUGUGGGAAAGUGUGAUUGGUUUGGUUCAGGAAGUAGGAUAAUUGUCACAACUAGAAACAAAGAGAUUCUAAAUCUGGCUGGGGUCAUUUGGACUUAUGAACCAAAGCAAUUGGAUUCUAAUCUAUCUCUUCAACUUUUCAGCAGGUAUGCUUUUAGAAGGGACUAUCCCCCAGAAGACUAUGAUACUUUAUCUAGAGAUGUUGUGUCCACUACUGGAGGGUUACCUUUGGCUCUUGAGAUUAUUGGUUGUCUUUUUAUUAGCAUUGAAAAAGAGGAAUGGGAAGAUAAAUUAGAGGAGUUGAAAAUAGCACCAAAUGAAGAAGUGCAACAGAAGCUGAAAAUAAGUUACGAUGCAUUGAAUGAUAAACAAAAACAGAUAUUUCUCGAUAUUGCCUGUCUUUUCAUUGGAGUGGACAGAAGGAUUGCUUCCCACAUGUGGGAUUAUCCCAAAAGUGAUAUUGGAGUUCUUAUGCGCCGGUCAUUGGUAAAAAUUGGAGAUAACAAUGAGCUAAGGAUGCAUGAUCAGCUUAGAGACCUUGGCAGGGACAUUGUCCGUCAAGAAAAUAAUAAUAAUCCGGAGGAGCGUAGCAGGGUGUGGUUUCAUGAAAAAGCCUAUGAAAUAUUGGAGACUCGUACAGGAACAAAAAAGGUUGAAGCUAUCUGUGUUAACUUUGAAUCAGAGUCACAGGCAUGCUGUCUUACAAAUGCAGAAUUUGUAAACCUAUCUAAUCUAAGGUUCCUUCAAAUAGACUUUACAAAGCUGGAAGGAGAUUUUAAGGGUCAUCUUUUAAAGUUAAGAUGGCUUCGCUGGAAUGGAUGCCCUGAAGUUUUUAGACCAACCAAUUUUAACCUAAAGAAUCUGGUCAUUCUUGAUUUAUCACGAAGCAAGGUCACAGAAGCCUGGGAGGGUUGGAAUCAUAUCAAGAUUGCAAAAAAGUUGAAAGUUCUAAAUCUCACAGGUUGCGGCUGCAUGGUUACAACUCCUGAAUUCUCUGCAUAUUCAACUUUCGAAAGAUUGAUUCUUGAAGACUGUGAGAGUUUGGUUUAUAUUGACCCAUCUAUUGGGCAUCUCAAGAGUCUAGUUUUCUUAAAUGUGAAGAAUUGUGCUAAAUUCAAAAGGCUGCCUCUGGAAUUCGAUUCUUUGGAGGAGCUCCUCAUCGAUGGUACUUCUAUAGAAGAAGUCCCUAUUGGUAGAUCUUUGACAUACUUGAGCACAUCAUCGUGCGAAUUAGUAGAAAAUUUUCCAGAUCUUUCUAAUUUAAAAAAAUUAAGGAAAUUAGAUACUGAGCAAUGCACGAAUCUGAAAGAGAUUAGGGGACUUGACAAAUUGGAAUCCUUGGAAUAUCUGAAUAUGAGUGGGUGCAUAUCCUUGGAAAGAUUGCCUGAUCUGUCUAACUUGGAAAUGCUGGAAGUAUUAAGGCUCGCCGAGUGCCAGAAGCUACAUGAGAUUAAGGGUCUUGAGGCUUUGAAAUCCUUGAAGAUGCUGGUCUUGUCAUCGUGCAUAUGCUUGGAAAGAUUGCCCAAUCUGUCGAACUUGGAAAUGCUGGAAGUAUUAAGGCUCGGUGAAUGCCAGAAGUUACACGAGAUUGAGGGUCUUGAGGCUCUGAAAUCCUUGAAGAUUUUGGUCUUGUCAUCGUGCAUAUCCUUGGAAAGAUUGCCCGAUCUGUCGAACUUGGAAAUGCUGGAAGUAUUAAGGCUCACCGAGCUCCAGAAGCUACAUGAGAUUAAGGGUAUUGAGGCUUUGAAAUCCUUAAAGAUGCUGGACUUGUCAUCUUGUAUCUCUUUGGAAAGAUUGCCUGAUCUGUCGAACUUGGAAAUGCUGACAGAAUUAUAUCUCGCCCAAUGCCACAAGCUACACGAGGUUGAGGGUCUUGAGGCUUUGAAAUCCUUGUGGAUGUUGGACUUAUCAUCGUGCAAAUCCUUGGAAAGGUUGCCUGAUGUAUCGAAGUUGGAAUCCCUGGAGUCGCUAGACUUGUCAUAUUGCACAGCUUUGAAGACGAUACUUGAUCUGUCAUCUUUGAAAUCCCUGGAUUUGCUGCGGGACUUGUCAUAUUGCACAGCCUUGGAAAGAUUGCCUCAUCUGUCGAACUUGGAAAAGCUGGAAAGAUUAAAGCUCACCCACAGCCAGAAGCUACAUGAGAUUGAGGGUCUUGAGGCUUUGAAAUCCUUGAAGAUGCUGGACUUGUCAUCGUGCAUAUCCUUGGAAAGAUUGCCUGAUUUGUCGAAGUUUGAAAUGCUGGAAGAAUUAACGCUUGCCGAGUGCCAGAAGUUACAUGACAUUGAGGGUCUUCAGGCUUUGAAAUCCUUGAGUAAGCUGAACUUGUCAUUUUGUAUAUCCUUGGAAAUAUUGCCUGAUCUGUCAAAGUUGGAAAUGCUGAAAGAAUUAAAGCUCACCAAGUGCCAGAAGCUACAUGAGACUGAGGGUCUUGAGGCUUUGAAAUCCUUAAAGAUGCUGGUCUUGUCAUCGUGCAAAUCCUUGGAAAGAUUGCCUGAUCUGUCGAACUUGGAAAUGCUGGAAAUAUUAAAUCUCGCCGAGUGCCAGAAGCUACGUGAGAUUGAGGGUCUUGAGGCUUUGAAAUCCUUGCGCAUACUGGACUUGUCAUCAUGCAUAUCCUUGGAAAGAUUGCCUGAUCUGGCGAACUUGGAAGUGCUAGAAGAAUUAGAUCUCGACAAGUGCCAGAAGCUACAAAAGAUUGAGGGUCUUGGGGCUUUGAAAUCCUUGUGGUUGCUGGAUUUGUCAUCAUGCAUAUCCUUGGAAAGAUUGCCUGAUCUGUCGAACUUGGAAUCCCUGGAGUCGCUAGACUUGUCAUAUUGCAUAGCAUUUGAGAGGAUACCUGAUCUGUCGGCUUUGAAAUCCUUGAAGACACUGGACUUGUCAUAUUGCACAGCCUUGGAAAGAUUGUCUGGUCUAUCAAACUUGGAAAUGCUGGAAGACUUAAAGCUCACCCACAGCCAGAAGCUACAUGAGAUUGAGGGUGUUGAGGCUUUGAAAUCGUUGAGGAAGCUGGACUUGUCAUCGUGCAUAUCCUUGGAAAGAUUGCCUGAUCUGUCUAACUUGGAAAUGCUGGAAGAAUUAAAUCUCGCUGAGUGCCAGAACCUAUAUGAGGUUGAGUGUCUAGAGGCUUUGAAAUCCUUGAAGAAGCUGGUCUUGUCAUCUUGCAAAUCCUUAGAAAGAUUGCCUGAUCUGUCAGAGUUGGAAUCCCUGGAGUUGCUAGACUUGUCAUAUUGUGUAGCCUUUGAGAGGAUACCUGAUCUGUCGGCUUUGAAAUCCUUGAACACGCUGGACUUGUCAUAUUGCACAGCCUUGGAAAGAUUGUUUGGUCUAUCAAACUUGGAAAUGCUGGAAGUCUUAAAGCUCACCCACAACCAGAAGCUACAUGAGAUUGAGGGUCUUGAGGCAUUGAAAUCCUUGAGCAAGCUGGACUUGUCAUCAUGCAUAUCCUUGGAAAGAUUGCCUGAUCUGUCGAACUUGGAAAUGCUGGAAGAAUUAAAUCUCACCAAUUGCCAGAAGCUAUAUGAGAUUGAGGGUCUUGAGGCUUUGAAAUCCUUGAAGAUGCUGGUCUUGUCAGCGUGCACAUCCUUGGAAAUAUUGCCCGAUCUUUCAAACUUGGAAAUGCUGGAAGUAUUAAAUCUCGCCAAGUGCCAGAAGUUACAUGAGAUUGAGGGUCUUGAGGCUUUGAAUUCCUUGCGCAUACUGGACUUGUCAUCGUGCUUGUCCUUGGAAAGAUUGCCUGAUCUGUCGAACUUGGAACUGCUAGAAGAAUUAAAUCUCGACUAGU